CACCUGUGGCAUUAGUUUUCCACUGUCACAGUGUUUGUUUGAAGUUUAGCUUGCUCAAAACUGUUCUGUUGAAUUUGUUUCACCCAUCUGAACCAUUGACCCACAAAGAAAAGUUUAGUUGUUCCUGUGUUUCUUCAAUCACUGCUUUCAUUUUAUGAAAUUUAGAAGUUUUUAAUCUGUUAGUCAUGUCAACAGUCGUGGAUGUGACGAAUGAGGAAACCUUGUUAGUGGCUAUGGAGUCGACUGCCUGUGAAACUCAUCAUGCACCUUUACCAGAACUUUCUGGAGUUUCCUCCAUUACAUCACAGAGUGAAUCUGCUGAAGGUCAUGAGCAGCAUCAACUUCGAGUCUACUUGAAAGUGCGCCCGUUUAGUGAAGAAGAACUCAAAAGCAAUGAAAAUCAGGGUUGUGUGUUGCUGGAGAACUCUGAGAUCAUUUCCCUUCAUGCUCCUAAAGGAUCUGCUACCAUGAAGAACAGCGAGAAGGGCAUAGGCCAGCAGGUUUAUAAAUUUAACUUCACACAGAUCUUUGGGCCAACAUGUACUCAAUCCGAGUUCUUUGAGGGAACAAUCAGUUCACAGGUGCAAGAGUUUCUACAUGGAAAAAAUGCAUUGGUGUUCAGUUAUGGAGUUACCAACGCUGGAAAAACCUACACCAUACAAGGUUCUCAGAAGGAGCCGGGCAUUUUGCCGCGUGCGUUAGAGGUUUUGUUCAAACACAUCACUGGCCGCCAGUAUGAGACCAUGGAUCUAAAGCCAUAUUUGAGCUCAGACGUGCAGAAACUGGACUCGGAGCAAGUUAAAGCAGAGAGAAAUGCCAAGGCAGCACUCUUCGCUCUGCUUAAAGAGGAUCCUGAACCCUCAAGAGCCAGCAGAAGUAGAAGCUCAUCCUCUGUGAACAGUCUGUCUUUCUCUGGAGUCUCGUAUGAUCAUACGGUUGACAGUGCUGAUGGUGUCACUGAUGAAAGCCAUUGUUUUUACUCUGUUUGGGUGGCAUUUUAUGAGAUCUACAACGAGCACGUGUAUGAUCUGCUUCAGCCGGCACACACCAGCAAAACCAAGAGGCGUCCUGCGCUGCGGGUGUGUGAGGAUGGUGUGGGGAGCUCUUACGUCAGAGAUUUGCGAUGGGUCAAUGUCCAGAACGCAGAGGAGGCCAGCAAGGUUCUACGUGUGGGAAAUAAGAACCGCAGCGCAGCAUCCACAAAGAUGAACCAGUCAUCCAGCAGAAGUCACAGCAUCUUCACCAUCAAACUGAUCCGUAUUGAAGGAGCAGAUGUCCAGGGAUUAUCCGAUCUUUCGCUUUGUGACUUGGCCGGCUCUGAACGAUGCAACAAAACCAAAACGUUUGGAGAGCGUCUGAAAGAGGCCGGAAACAUCAAUAAUUCAUUACUGAUCCUCGGCAAGUGUAUCGCAGCCCUUCGGAAUAACCAAAAUGAAAGUGUUCCUGUGCGAUCUUGUUUUCCUCUAAGGACAAAGACCCAUUACGUACCGUUUCGAGAGAGCAAACUAACACGGCUCUUUCAGGGAAUGUUUUGUGGGCGUGGCCGAGCUUCCAUGAUUGUGAACAUCAACCAAUGUGCCUCCACUUAUGAUGAAACCCUCCAUGUCAUGAAGUUCUCUGCUGUCGCCAAGCAGGUACUACAGGUGAUACCACAGAGAUCUGUGGAGUCUUUGGCACCUCGACUGGUUAAUCGUGAUGGAAAGCCAUUGCUGAAAAAUGGUGUGAUUGAUGACCAGGCGGUAGAUGAUUAUCUAUCUGAAGAAGAGUUACUGGACAGUGAUGAUGAAGCAGACAUGUCAAUAUUACCUCAAGAGGAGUUGAUGAGUUUGGUGGAGAGUUUGCGCGUCAAGCUGUUGGCCGAGCGCAGAAAGAACCUGCUGCAGGAGAUUCAGAUCCGCAAGGAAAUGGGAGAUGCAAUGAUGCAACAAAUCAUGGAGGCAGAGGAGCUGCACAGUCGUCAGGUGAUGGAUCUAAAGGAGAGUUAUGAAGAGAAGAUGGAGAGCACUUUUGACAUGUAUAAAGAGGCUUUGAAAGAACAUGCGUACCAGUGUGCUCUGGAGAGGCUGGAGGAAGAUUAUGUCCCGAUAGAGGAAUUCAAUGAAGAGCAAGAACGAGUCAAGGAGCUCGAGAAGCUUGUGAGUGAACUGGAACAGAAAUGCCAGCGUUCUGCAUCCACAGCCGCUCCAACCGUCACACAGGAGAGCUCCAUACAGACUGAUCCACUGCCUGCUACGCAAGACGCUGAGAGAUAUAAAAUGCUGUACAAGGAAAAGUGCGCCGUGGAGAAACUUUGUGUCGAGAAACAAGAGCUGCUUGUGUCUCUCGAGCGGCGAAUCGUUGAGUUAAAUGAAACCUUGCAAGAAGCCGGCGAGAGCUACAUGGAGAAACUUGCUGAGGUUCAAAAUCUACAGAACAGACUCUCAACCCAGGAACGUGAAAUUGAGCGGUUACAGAGUGAUGUCAUGAACAAAGAGGCGGGGCUGAGUAGUUUGAGGGAGGAGCUUUCUAAGCUGAAUGAUUCUGCAGGGCCGUCUCGUACAAGACGUGGUCUGCUAGUCAACAUUAAAGAGUCGAUGACGCCGCAGUCUACAGGAAAUCUGUGUCGCACCAUCAGGAAAUCUGUGAGGGCAACGACAACUCUCAGGAAGAAACCCAGCUGACUGUGAAUCCUUAAAAACUCAACUCGAGCAAUGCGUGUUUUAUCGGUUUUAAUUAUUUGAGGUUUUUAAUGUGCUUCUAUUUAUGUAUAAUAAAACUAUUCAAAAAGUCA
Molecule: messenger RNA, 2770 nt
Organism: Misgurnus anguillicaudatus (oriental weatherfish)
Lineage: Eukaryota; Metazoa; Chordata; Actinopteri; Cypriniformes; Cobitidae
Product: kinesin-like protein KIF20A
Biological process (GO): spindle elongation; microtubule-based movement; mitotic spindle assembly
Cellular component (GO): spindle microtubule; mitotic spindle; nucleus
Molecular function (GO): microtubule binding; plus-end-directed microtubule motor activity; ATP binding
Source: RefSeq, a predicted model, not a curated record